AUGCACAACACUGGAGUAUGUGUCUGGACUAACGUUUGUAUUGGCUUGGCUCUUCUAUUCUUCGUCACGGUGGAUGCAGAUCCCACGAAAGCUUUCAAUAACCCACUCAAUGGUAGAGCUGUUGAUUUAUUUUUGCUCGUGGAUGAGAAUAACUCAUAUAUGAGUGUCAUGCAAUUGGGAUUAGUAAAAACCGCUCUCCAGAACAUUGCCAAUGAACUCAAUCCUGUCGGAUCAACUCCGUCUUUUGGAGUGUUCUUUUAUGGGGCAACUUCAUCAGUUAAUAUCGUGGUGCCACAUCCAACCACUACUGCUUCAGCAUUCAAAGCCAAGUUGGACCUGAAACAAUAUUCAAUGAUGCAAACGAAUCCAUCGACAUUGAUGACAGCUCUCGAUAAUGUAGAUUCUGCUUGUCAAUCAGGAUGUCGACCAAGUGUACCAAGAGUGACUGUGGUGUUUUCAAGUGUUCUAGAUUUAAAAGCGCAAGCGGCUAUUCGUCGAUUAGAAGCUGGCCGUGGGAUGACGGUAAUCAUAGUUGGUAUCGGAUCCUAUGCAGGCACACCCAUUUUGAACCAGUUAGCUUCGCAUCCUGUGCAACACUAUGCGAUUCCUAUUGGAAAUUUGUUUGAACUGAAUGUUGUUGCUGCACACAUUAGUUCUAUAAUCUCUGAUGUACCACGUUUUCUGGAAACUAACAUCAACGCUCCAUUGGUCAUAACGAGUAUGUUAUCUGGUAUUUACUACACAGUACAACUUAAUACACAAGAAUACACAACCACAAAAGAUGUGCUCGUUAUGUUGACAACUAAUUGCCCAGGUUGUUCCGUCUAUGGAUCGCUAUCUGAACCAAAUCCUAUCAGUGCUAACACUGCUGCAAAUCAAGACCGUCAUAACUUUUAUGCUGCUGGUGGAUUUCCCAACAGCCAGUACUACUUUCAUAUCCCUAAAGGUACUGGUCGAAUUUAUCUCAGUGUCUUGGGAAAUGGAAUGGCUUCAGCCAAUAUUCUCGCCUAUGUAAUCAACUUACCAAACAUGAUGCAAGUUUCGGCCGCAAACGUUGAUGCAUCAUCUCUUUCGGAAACGAUUGGAUAA
Messenger RNA from Adineta steineri, 1089 nucleotides. The record is from the annotation of a GenBank genome assembly. Lineage: Eukaryota; Metazoa; Rotifera; Eurotatoria; Adinetida; Adinetidae.